AUGCGUUUAACUGAUGUAUUAGGUUUAAGACGAAUACUUUAUGGAAGUUAUCAUCCUUUUCAUAUAAUUCCAAAACCUUCAAUUUGGCCGAAAAGAGAACGACUUAAACGUUUUACUGCGUGGCAAUACGGUCAAGAUUUAAAAACAGUCAAGCAAGGAUCUCGAAAGCUUAACAAAGUUUUUAUUUAUAUGGAUAUGCAAAGACAAGAUGCCCCGAAAUUGGAAAGACAUGUUUGUUUGGAUUUUAAAUUAUCCUUUUUUUCAAUUUCUUGUGGGUUGUUUAGUCUUUAA
Meloidogyne enterolobii is the source of this 291-nucleotide messenger RNA. Lineage: Eukaryota; Metazoa; Nematoda; Chromadorea; Rhabditida; Meloidogynidae. The record is from the annotation of a GenBank genome assembly.